Molecule: messenger RNA, 501 nt
Organism: Fusarium tjaetaba
Lineage: Eukaryota; Fungi; Ascomycota; Sordariomycetes; Hypocreales; Nectriaceae
Exons: 3
Coding region: 1-501 (166 amino acids)
Source: RefSeq, a predicted model, not a curated record
AUGCGCCAUCCUGCUGUUAUCCACUGCCAACCUCAACCCUCUACACUUUCCCUCCCCCUCGCCAGUUUAUAUGACUUUCUACAACAAGCAUCCCUGUUCUGCGUUCGCAACCAAGAAAUCGCCAUGUCGUCUACAGAAAAGAAGAACACUACAAAGCCAGUCGACAAAGAAGCCGUCCGCAAGCUGAUCAACGAGCUCGAAGGCAAACUCGAAUCUCUGUACACACUAAGCGACGAGGUCAACAGAGGUAUUCUUGAGAGCAAAGAUGCGCUCGAAAGCCUCCGCGAGAAGCGUGUCAAGCUCACCAGAGCGCGACUAGACCGGAUCUUCCAGCAGUGGAAUAUCGGGCCUCUGACUAGCAACCAUCAACCGUCAACCCAGAAUCAGAAUCAGAGUCAGAAUCAGGGACCAGGUCCGGGUCUGGGUCAGGUUCCAGGAUCAAGCUUGGCUCAGACUCAAGCUGGGAAUAACCAACAAGGGCAAUUCGAUUCGCCAUGGUAG